Molecule: messenger RNA, 3110 nt
Organism: Mollisia scopiformis
Lineage: Eukaryota; Fungi; Ascomycota; Leotiomycetes; Helotiales; Mollisiaceae
Exons: 3
Coding region: 216-2663 (815 amino acids)
Biological process (GO): long-chain fatty acid import into peroxisome; very long-chain fatty acid catabolic process; peroxisome organization
Cellular component (GO): peroxisomal membrane
Molecular function (GO): ATP hydrolysis activity; ABC-type transporter activity; ATP binding
Source: RefSeq, a predicted model, not a curated record
UCUGCAUUGAACGUGACUCUCAAAAUCUGCGUUCUCCAACGAGAAAUUGUGAUAUCUGUUGCUAUACGCUCUAUUGUACGUUCUGCGGUACUCGGCAUUACUCGAUUUCAAGCACUCUGGAUGCAUGGAACAAGGACAAGAUCGAUCCGACAAUAAAAGACUUAACAAUGUAGAAAGACACAUGCAAAGGGCACAAACGGCGGAUUUCGGACACGAUGGCUUCUCAAUCAACGCUGCGACACUCCGCAGACCCUAUAGCCAAUCUCUACCAGCAAUACAUGAAGCUCUUCCGCGACCGAUUAAAGGGCACUUCCCGAUCAACCCGACUGGUUGGCACAUUAGUACUCGCGCUCUCGAUCAUAGUUUCGGGCGCAGGGGGUCGAAGAUGGUGGAACAAACAGAAGGCAGAGAAGGAGCAAGGUCGACGCCUGCUGCGACGAAAUUCAGGCUUGAAGAAUAAAGAUGGCUCUCGUAUUAUCUUUGUUCCUUACAAGGACUCGACAUCCAAAGUCACCAUACACCCGACGAAGUCCUUAACCUUCGAUGCGCAUCGCAGACUCUUCCUAAAUCCACCUCGAGCUUCCGGACUUUCAGAUGGAGUCACACCUCAGAUUCCGCCGCCUCAGACGAAGCCUGGCCUCAAUCUGGCAUUCUUGCAUCAGUUUCUCAGUCUCCUGAGUAUCAUGAUACCGAGAUGGACGAGCAAAGAAACUGGAUUGCUACUAAGUCAUGGAAUGUUUCUUAUGUUACGCACAUAUCUCUCAUUGGUGGUGGCUAGACUAGAUGGUGAAAUUGUACGAGAUUUGGUUGCUGGCAACGGGAAGUCUUUUGUUUGGGGUAUUAUCAAGUGGUGUGGAAUUGGCAGUUUUGCCUCUUACACCAACGCGAUGAUCAAAUUCCUACAAUCGAAAGUCUCUAUUGCCUUCCGAACACGACUUACACGAUACAUCCAUGAUCUAUAUCUCAACGACAGUCUCAACUACUACAAAUUAUCGAACUUAGACGGAGGCAUUGGACAGGGAGCUGAUCAAUUUAUCACCCAAGACUUGACACAUUUCUGUGCAUCAGCGGCAAGCCUGUACUCUUCUUUGGGCAAACCUUUCGUUGAUCUUUUGGUGUUCAACUACCAACUAUAUCGAUCACUAGGGCCCUUAGCUUUGACCGGGCUCAUGAGCAAUUACUUCCUUACUGCAACUAUUUUGCGAAAGCUUUCCCCUCCAUUUGGCAAAUUAAAAGCUGUAGAGGGUCGCAAGGAGGGUGAUUUCCGAGGCCUACAUGCUCGCCUCAUUGCGAAUGCUGAAGAAGUGGCCUUCUAUGGAGGUGCGAGUAUGGAGAAGAACUUCUUGGAUCGAGAGUUUAAAGGCCUGAAAAGGUUCAUGGAAGACAUCUAUACAUUGAAAAUCCGAUAUAACAUCCUCGAGGACUUUGUACUCAAGUACAGUUGGAGUGCUUACGGGUAUCUUCUUAGUUCCCUCCCCGUUUUCUUACCGGCUUGGGGUGGACUUGGAGGCAUACAAGAACUUGCCGAUCCAUCGGUGACUGGCGGUCGUGAACGAGAUCGAAUGAAAUCGUUCAUUACGAACAAGCGGUUGAUGCUGUCCUUGGCUGAUGCCGGUGGCAGAAUGAUGUAUAGCAUCAAAGAUCUGUCGGAGCUAGCAGGCUACACCUCUCGAGUCUAUACUCUGAUCUCUACUCUUCAUCGAGUUCAUGCGAAUGCCUAUUUUCCACAACGUGGCACUCAUGCCGAACUCUUCUCUCUUUCAGAUGUCCAGGGUACUAUCCAGAAAGGGUUCGAUGGUGUCCGCCUCGAAAAUGUACCAAUUGCUGCUCCAUCAAUAUUCCCUCAUGGCGGUGAAGAGCUAAUUGAUUCUCUCUCCAUGAUCGUCCAUUCUGGAGAACACCUUCUUAUUUCUGGCCCCAAUGGUGUUGGUAAGAGCGCUGUAGCACGAAUUGUAGCCGGACUUUGGCCCGUAUAUCGAGGAUUGGUGUCAAGACCACGAACCGUUGGUACCGAUGGGAUCAUGUUCCUUCCACAGCGGCCGUAUCUAAGUGUAGGCACCCUGCGAGACCAAGUCAUCUAUCCAGAUGGAGAAAUCGAAAUGCGAGAUCGUGGAAGGAGAGAUAUCGAAUUAAAGCGCAUUCUUGAGGAAGCUCGUCUUGGCUAUCUUCCAGACAGAGAAGGAGGUUGGGAUACAAGAAAGGAAUGGAAGGAUGUUUUAAGUGGUGGUGAGAAACAGCGCAUGGCGAUCGCAAGGCUAUUAUACCACGAACCUCGAUAUGCUUUCAUUGAUGAAGGCACAUCCGCUGUAUCAUCGGACGUCGAGGGACUGCUGUAUGAGAACUGCAAGGAGAAGGGUAUCACGUUGAUCACAAUCAGCACUAGAGCCAGUCUGAAGAAGUACCAUACAUUCAAUCUCACACUCGGCAUGGGUGAUGACGGGACAGAAUGGGAGUGGGAAAGAAUUGGCACUGAGAAGGAAAAGAUGGGCGUCGAGAGAGAGCUACACGAACUCAGAGAAAGACUGGCCAAAGUCAAGGACUGGGAAUCCAGACAGGCUGAGAUUAAUGAAGAAUUGGCGAAGGUAUGGGUUGGGGGCGAAGUCCUGGAGAGUCCAACAUACACGGAGCAGAAUACCGCCGAUCCUAACGACAUUCCAUCAUGACGCAUAUUCCGACGCAUGAGUACGGACUUUGGAGUCGACAUGUAGAAUAUUUUGGGUAUUCGCUUAUACAGGGAUUUCGCUCCACAGCGAAUAGGAGCCUCGUUUAAGUUCACUUAAGUUAAGCAUAAAUGCGAUAUCCAAUUUCCCCGAAACCACAGCGUCACAAUCGCCGGUGAUUCGUUUCGCUGAUACGCUAAAUCACUCUACCUGGCAAAAGUGUCGUUUUAUGUCCCAACCCCAGAAUCACUAUACUUGGCAAAAGUGUCGUUUAUCUCAAAUACCGAAACCUCAAAGCUCCGUACCAAUCGCCGCCCCUCUUUUACAUAUCUCGUUCAUCUCAUCAACCGUUAGUCCAGGUACGCAUUCAGCCAUAAUGGGUAUCGCACUAAAAGACAUGCAUUUCUUUAAUGGGUGUUCCAGACAAGCUCUAGGGAGCUCCGCAGAGAU